AUGAGUGCAUUCAACAGCUUACCUCUUUCUUUUGGAAAACAACGAAAUCACCAGCCCAAAACCAACCCAUCGUCAUCUUCGGAUUUAUCAACAGUAUCAACUAAACAACACACAAAAAAGGCCAUAUCCAUUCUACCACAACCUUCUACGAAAUCAAACUCCUACUCACCAGCCAUAUCAAGAACAUUGAAAUCGCACCAAGAAGAACAAAAACCAAUGGUAUUUACUCAAGUGCGACAUUUUGAGGAGGUAGAAGAAGAAGAGGAAGAAAUGGAUGAUGGCAUAGUUACUACUUCCACUCUUAUUGACGGAAAGACCAAUUCCGAUGAAACCUCGUGUGAACAACACAGUUCACAGAUGGAUUCAAGUCAAACAAACAAUUCUUCUUCAACAACAACAACAACAUUGAAAGAGUUCAUUCCAUGUUGUUCACGCUCAGUCAAAAUGAGAGGACAUAAAAAAGCAGUGACUGCCAUUGCCAUUGAUCCUAGUGGAUCACGUCUAAUCUCGGGUUCAAGUGAUUAUGCUCUCAAAUUUUGGGAUUUUCAGGGCAUGGAUGAAUCUUUACAACCAUUUAAAUCCAUUGAUGAAGUUACAAGAGAUGGUUCUUAUGCGAUCAAACAUUUGGAAUUUAGUAACAGUGGUGAUAAAUUUAUAUUAUCCGAUAAUUCAUUGCAAGCCAUAUUGUAUAAUAGGGAUGGACAGAAAUUAGGAAGAUUUAAAAAAGGUGAUACCUAUAUUGUAGAUAUGAGUAAAACAACUGGACAUACAGCAUCAUGGACAGGAGUGAAAUGGCAUCCCGAUCCAUCCAAUCGUUAUGUAUUGAGUAGUUCUAUGGAUUGUACACUCCGAGUAUGGGAUAUGGAAUAUUUUAAUAGCAAGGGUCAAAAGAGCGUUUAUAAGGCUCGUAAUUCAAAAGGAAUCAAAACACCUUGUACCUCUUGCUGUUACAACAAUGCUGGUAAUUUAAUUGUAGCUGGAUGUAGUGAUGGAUCUAUUCAAAUAUGGAAGGAUAAUUCAUCCUUGAGUCAGGGAAAGUGUGAUUUGUACUAUUCUCCUCCGAAUAUUUCGUUGAAAAAAGAAGGAAGAGGAGAAGGCUAUUCUUCUUCUUCUAAUUUCUCCUCGUUGACUUGUGUUUCAUUUUUAAAUGAUGAUCGUACCUUGAUGGCGCGUGAUGAGACGAGUCUACGCAUUUUUGAUAUUCGCGCCAUGAAUCAACCCGUAUCGAUCUGUUCCAAUUUACCCAAUUACUUUGAAAAUUCAAAUUGUGUUGAAUCUCCAUUAGGAAAUUAUAUUGCUUGUGUCACGAGUUGUACAAGUGAAAAAGAUCAUGGUCAUUUAAUGAUUUAUGAUUAUAAGAGUGAUGAAAUUGUAAAGAGAUUGGAUUUGGGAGAAGGAGUGAGUGGAAUUCAAUUGAGAUGGCAUCCAAUUAUUAAUCAAAUCUUUGUAGCAGCAUCGGAUCAUUGCAUUACGGGGUAUUAUGAUACUGGUGAUGGUGAUAGUAGGAGUGGUCAUGGUCAUGGUGAUACUGGUGGUGGUAGCAGUGAUUCGAUUGGUGAUACUGGUGAUGGUGAUAGUAGGAGUGGUGGUCAUGGUCAUGGUGGUGAUGAUGAAAAUCCUUCCAUGAUUCAUUCCAUUCGUGGUCUAGUGACAAGUAUGAGUAGAGGAAUUAAAAAGAAGAAUAUCGAUCAAGCCAUCAUGUUACAACCUCAAAUUAUUGCACCCUUUGCAUCUGGAAAUAGAAAUAGACCAUUAAGGAAAGGAUCUAAGAAACAAAUUCAACAACAACAACAACAAGAUGCAAAAUAUCACAAACCAACCAAUCAACCUCCUCAAGGACCAGGAUUUGGUGGUAGAAUUAAUGAUAGUUUUACUCAUUUCUUAAUGAAAGGAAUGGGUGUGAUUCAUCAACAAUCAGAACAUGAAAAUGCACGUGAAGCAAUUUUGAGACAUGCAGAACAAGCUGAAAAGAAUCCUUUAUUUAUUGCACCUGCUUAUCAACUCACACAACCAAAGCCAAUAUUUGCUCAAGAUGAUGAGAAUGAAUGUACAAGUGAUAGUGCAACAACCAACAACAACACUGGUCAUGAGAAUGACGACCAUUUCGAAAAUAUCUAUGAUCGAUUUAGAGGUAGUGCUGCUGCUGCUUCUUCAAGUCAUCCUCAUGAACCAUCUCAAAAGAAGAGAAAAACUAGAGAUUGA
Messenger RNA from Naegleria fowleri, 2202 nucleotides. RefSeq lists its product as uncharacterized. NCBI's taxonomy places the organism in Eukaryota, Heterolobosea, Eutetramitea, Acrasida, Naegleriidae. Gene Ontology annotation, biological process: regulation of DNA double-strand break processing. Gene Ontology annotation, molecular function: protein binding. Gene Ontology annotation, cellular component: site of double-strand break; nucleus. The coding region runs from base 1 to 2202 and encodes 733 amino acids. The transcript has a single exon. The record is from RefSeq and is a predicted model, not a curated record.